AUGUCGACGAGUACAUGCAUCGUUUACGAAGAAUUCAUUAUAAUUAAUGAAAAACUAUCUUUCGUAGAGGACGUCCCACCUACCGUUGCCAACACAUCUGGCACAUCUGGUGCACCCACACAGGGCAGAGAUUCCGAAAUAAUCGAAAAUAUUGAAAAUGUUCCUCUCCUGAAUAAGGAACAAUCUAUGUCCAGUGGUUUUGAGAGCCUUCAGAUAGGCACCUCGUCAUCCCCUUCCAAAAUCUGGAUCAAAUAUGGUGACAGCCAACCAGUGAAAAUUGUUUUCGAUGGAGAUGUAAACGAUUUGAUAGAAGCGAUCAAGGAGAAAUUGUCACCCGACUUGGAUGAUGUGCCCCUUGACCGCAUUACCCUAAGAAGACACGAUGAAGAAGUAAACUUGCGUGCAGAUUUAACUGUUGAUCAAAGUUUUGUAAAUACUUAUGACACUCCUCUACAAGUUAUUGUAAAUGUACCUAUGACGUUAAAACGUAAACAUGAAGAAUCACCAGAAAAUUUAAGCGAUAUCGUAAAAAGUGCAGUGCGGGAAGAACUUUCCAGGGAAAAAGGAAGCCUUCCGAUCACUUCAACCCAUGUCAUGUCAAUCGUUCAUAUGGGACGUGGAAAAGGGCAAAGAUCAAAGAUGCAUAAUGUUAGAACAUGGUUUGAACAUGCACUAAAAUUACCAAGUGACUUUCAAGUGAACGAUAUCCAUAAGCAAGUGACCAAUCAAUGCGAAUGGGUGGUUCCAACAUAUCCAUUGGAAUAUAUGAAACGGAUUGCGUCUGGAUUGAAAUUAAGAAAAAAAAAGAUGAUUUUAAAGAAGGUCAAGCCAUGGGAGAGUUAUUCAGGAGAUAACAACGAAAAAUUAAUAACAAAGUCUAUAAUUGGUGAUCGUGUAGACAAAAAUCCUGGAGAAGGUUUAAUGAACUUACUCCUGAAAAAAGGAACUUCAAGUCUUCGAGAGAAUCUUAAAACUAUGAAAAAUGAUAUUAAAAAAAUUGAAAACAAACCAGCAUUAAUAAAAAAAUCCAAUAUUCCAAAGGAUCCUAUGCUUGGAUUGGAGCAAAUUCAAAUUUGGGUACAUUUAGAAAAUGUUGAGGAUGAAUUCUCUAAAAUAUUUUUAAUGAAUGAAUUAAAAUAG
Molecule: messenger RNA, 1140 nt
Organism: Diversispora eburnea
Lineage: Eukaryota; Fungi; Glomeromycota; Glomeromycetes; Diversisporales; Diversisporaceae
Source: the annotation of a GenBank genome assembly